UCUUGUACACACAGUCUGCCUAGCAGGCGGGCGACGGCAGACCUGGCUCUACCAGUCGAGGGACGGAUGGUGAAGUGAGUGGUUGUGUGUGAACUGCGUAAAUGUUGCGUGUGGACGCGGACUGUUGCGGUUCGCAGCAAAUCCAUAGAGCGUUUCUUCCUCGUAAACUUAGUAAAGGAUACAAAAGUUCGUUAUACGGAUUCUUGUAAUAGGUGAAAUUUAUCAGUAAAUAUAUAAUUUUAAACCUCACAAUGUUAUGAGUACACUUGGGAAGAAUAGUGUUUGUACUUUGAACCGUGAUAUAUUUUAGCAUGUAUUUCUGAGUAAACGGUUAUGUUUCAUACAGCAGAUCUUCUUCAUAACAUUAUGCGGAACAUGUUUGAAAUGUCUUUUAUAUACCGGUAUGAGGUUUAAACUAAGCGUGACUAACAUACAGGUAGUGGCCUAGAAGCAGAAUGCUAGCUGGCGCAGAGCCGGCGCCGUCAGAAGUAUUUCUCCAGUAGGAGUUCUGGAUAUUUGUCAUGUGUAAGUAAUAUGCAUCAUUGUUAAGAGCAGGGUAUGUGACUGGGUAGUAAUACCUAAUUACGAUAAUUGUUGGCGACGUAAUAACGAAGGGACGAUGGCCAUCGUAAUUAUGUGAUACGUACAUUCUGUGAGUAAUUCGUGGAAGAUUAAGGACUUAAAAUGUUGAAGUGGGGUUGGAGGCGAGUUGGUUUCCCACAGUGGAUUUCGUUUCUCAUCUGUUUUAUUAUCAUCGAAACAUGUGAAGUUCUACAAAUAACUGCCACUACAACUCACGCAUCAACAUCCAAACCGGAGCUACGAAGAAGCAGAGGAGAGAUUUGGAACACACACACUCGUUUACCAGGUGAUAUAAGGUGCUUCUGCAACCUGCCACCGUGUGUUUCUACCGGAUACAUGUGCAAGUCAGAAGGUGGAGGGUGUUUCUCUGAUCUUGAGGAUUAUUCAGAUGUGUAUAAAGCAAGGCAUGGAUGCCUUGAGAUGUUAGAUGGAGUUCGUCAAGAUCAGUGUCAUCAGCCAGGUUCUAGUCGCAGUCUGUCCCAGAUGCUGUGGUGCUGCCACAAAGACAUGUGCAAUCACAUUGACAGUCCAGAAAAUAAGCUGAGAUUCAAUGAUAGUUUUCCAGGUUCCAUACUGAACACAAGUGAAGAUCGACUGUACCUCAGUGGAGCAGCACAAACCCCAGCAGGCUACAAUAGCAAUGAAGUCUGGUUCAAAGCUGCAACUAUUGCAGUUCCAAUCUGUGGAACUCUGAUCCUUUUCAUUCUCAUUGCUCUUGCCAUUAGGAUCCUUCGCAGAGAUGGUAUUGAACAAGGCUUUAUGCAUGGUGGUAAACAUGGAAGCAGUUUCUUUCCGCCAACAGCUGGCCAUGCAACCAGGAGACCUAACCAGUACCAUCUUCGUAACCUUGAUGACAUGUCUUCCAAGAAAGUGCCACUCCUGCUGCAACAUCACAAUGAAUCUACAUCAGCAAAUUGCAAUACUGUACUACCAACAUCCCAGUGUAUUAUGUUAAUGCACUCUGAUAAUACACUCACUCAGACUAAGAUAGGAAGUGUCAGAGGACCACAGUAUGAGAAGAAUGAGGCGAAUGCUAAACUGAACUUAGCAGGGAAACCUCGCUUGCAGAAUCAUCCCAUUGAUUACACAUUACUAGUCCAGCCACAGCAUCAGAGACAAGAUCUGAACUCCUCUCCCAUCAACCUUCUCCACAAACCAAACAAUAACACUGCAAAUAGUAACCUAUAUCAGAAUGUGAAUCUGGCACUAGGUGGAACCCCAUCAAAUCACAUACCUUCGUCCACAGAUGUAAAACUUUAUAAUAAGCAGCACUUGGAUUCAGUGGUAACAUGGGGAGAAGCUGCCAGAUCAGCAAGUCAUGUAUAGCAGAUGGUGUUUACGUUAGAAUAUUCUCUGUUCUAUUGUUCCUCAUUUUUAUUAGGCAUUGGAAAAUAAGCGGAAGAGUUGCAUUGGAUGUGAUGUCUCUCCCAUAAUGAAUCUGCUUCUUGCAAGUGACAGAAUGUGGCAGUGACCAGCCCCUUGAGGAUUAUGUACUUAAAGACUGCAAGUGUAAUUAUCCAAAAAGUAUAGUAUUUUCAUUGUAACUUGUCUCAUUUGACUUUUCUUGGUGACAAAAUUGUUUUGAUGCAGUUACAUAUUUACAAAUGAAUACUGAAGGAUUAGUUCAGAAAAAGUUAAUGACAGUUAUAUUUCAAAUUUGCCUUAAAUUUGUUAUGAUACAUGUUUCCCAGUGCAGAUACACAAACUUAUAGCAUGAUGCUUCUUCAGUAGAUAAGUUUGUCAAGUAUAUUACAAAGUUUCAGAACAUUCAGUUAUAGAGGAUCACAUUUGAACAUUCUUAUUGCAAUAUGACUGCACUCUUCUCCCACGAUAUAGUUUCCAUGUGUUCUGAAAUAUUGUUGAGACAUUCUGAAGUAUAUUAGAGAAAAUAUAGCUAAUUAUUUUAAAAGGAUUAACUGCUUUCGAAUAUGGAGUUCAAUCAUCAUUGCAUAUUUCCUGUGUAUGAUAAAUAUAUUUUGUUAUUUUGAAGGAACAAUAUUGGUUUCUAAUUGUUGUUUAGCUAGACACCACAGCUGUUCAAACAUGACACCCAUUUCAUAUAUAUUUUUUAUUAGUCAUUACACUGCACUGCAGUUUUGUAUGUCUGUAAGUUUAUGCUCAGUCGAAGUGUAAUCAUUAUUAAAAAUGUGAGGAGGGAUGAAAAAUAAAUGACACAGGCCUUAUAUACCAUUAUGACAAUACAAAAUGCCUAAAACAAUCUGAACGUUUAACUGAAAGAAUAUUUUUUCCAUGAUAAGGAAAUAUGUUUGAAUAUUAGAUGUUCUUCAGGUUUCUUCAGUGUUCACUAUUUUCCCUGUGGUUGUACAGUCUUUAAGAAUCUGAGAGUAUGAACAAGUCAGUGAUCGUGAUACAAACACUUCUUAAAAGAAUUUUGCAGCAUUGUAGUGAGAAAUAUAUUUCACUGAAUGCUUCACACCCUUUGUAGAAAAUUGAAGCUCUCUGUCAGAAGUGGAUAUUGUAUCCAUUGUGCCCUUUCAAGUCACUAGACCUCAUAUGUGUAAGCAGUAAAAACUUUAAUUUUAGAUGCAGGUAAAUAUGGCUUUGAAAUAGGCACCUGUUACAAAUAAUAUUUUUGACUUAACUUUUGUUUGUAAUUUAUAAUUGAUUCUUUCAAUAAUUACUACCAUGUUGAUUUUCAGUGAAUAUUUUAAAAGAUUGUUUUUGGUAAACACCAUCCUUUUUGUCAUGAAUAAGUUUGUAAGCUGAGAUAAAGACCUCUGGAUCUCACUUGACAAUGUAUGAUAUUCUGUUGAUAUGUAUUCAAUUUUCAGAUUUUGAUUUGUUGAAAAUUCAUAUAAUUAUUGCUGUACAGCAUAAAUAUUCUAACUUACAGCACAAGUAUUCUCAACUACCAGCCAUUUUUAGUUUGUAAUUUUCUCAACUCCUGAACAAAGUAUGGUUACAUAAACAUGGAAACAGUUUUGGUAUGAAAUAAACCUUUACAUGCAAAAAUAUGCAUUUUUGAGCAUUAUGAAGCUGCUUAAGUUUAUUCAUAUGAGAAAGCAUGUAUAUACUGUACUACUUUGAAUAUAACACACCCUUGAAUUUGA
Cryptotermes secundus is the source of this 3653-nucleotide messenger RNA. RefSeq lists its product as uncharacterized. The coding region runs from base 685 to 1908 and encodes 407 amino acids. NCBI's taxonomy places the organism in Eukaryota, Metazoa, Arthropoda, Insecta, Blattodea, Kalotermitidae. The transcript is spliced from 4 exons. The record is from RefSeq and is a predicted model, not a curated record.